AUCACAAUUUUGUCAAUGAUCUCUCGAUUUACCUCGAUCUUGUAAUUUCCUAUCGUUUUCUCAUAUUCUGUUGGCGCUUGAAUUCAAAUCCGCCGCAUUCCAUUGAGUUUUCAGUGGUCUAUUUUUAAACUAGAAAAUAUGGCGGCUACGGUAGGCAGUCAUAUAUCGCGAUUUUAAACAAUUCGUGAAAUAAUUCGAUGAAUUCUAGUAACAAUACCAAAAUGUUGUGGAAAAAUGUUAUAAAACUGUGUUUAACAUUAUAAAUGAGUUGAAUAUUCUCUAAUUAUAGUUAUUUUAUAAGUUCAGUGACUGUGACGGAGUAGGUGCGAUUUAAAAUUCUGCUUUGAUUUAAAAUACCACAGCGGCAAAAUGGUUGUUGGAGAGCCAAAUAUAAAUAACAUCAUGAGUGGGCUGGAGAAUAACAGUGGGAUCAAACAGCACAAUCACAGAAAAAAGUUGAAACAAAGAUUCGAUCUUAUAAAGAAACUGGGACAAGGCACAUUUGGUAAAGUACAAUUAGGAAUAAACAAAGAAACUGGACAAGAGGUGGCUAUAAAAACAAUAAAAAAGUCAAAAAUAGAAUCAGAAGCAGACCUUGUUAGGAUACGGAGAGAAAUUCAAAUCAUGUCAUCUGUUCAACACCCUAAUAUUAUCCACAUAUACGAAGUUUUCGAGAAUAGAGAAAAAAUGGUGUUGGUAAUGGAAUAUGCAGCCGGUGGUGAGCUGUACGAUUAUCUUUCGGAAAGAAAGGUGCUGUCUGAAGAGGAAGCAAGGAGGAUAUUCAGACAGAUUGCCACUGCUUGCUACUAUUGUCACAAGCAUAAAAUUUGUCACAGAGAUUUAAAACUUGAAAAUAUUCUAUUAGAUGAGAACAAUAAUGCAAAGAUUGCAGAUUUUGGUUUGUCGAACGUAUUUGAUGAUCAAAGGCUGCUCAACACCUUCUGUGGUUCUCCCCUUUAUGCAUCUCCAGAAAUAGUCAAAGGUACACCUUACCAUGGACCAGAAGUUGACUGUUGGUCUUUAGGAGUACUUUUGUACACAUUGGUUUAUGGAGCUAUGCCUUUUGAUGGGAGUAAUUUCAAAAGACUGGUGAAACAAAUAUCUCAAGGAGAUUAUUUUGAACCUGCUAAGCCUAGUCCCGCCUCACCUUUGAUAAGAGAUAUGCUUACUGUUAAUCCAAAACACAGAGCAGACAUUGAAAAAAUUUGUAGUCACUGGUGGGUGAAUGAAAGUUAUGAGGAGAAUUGUCUAGAAAUAUCUGAAGAUCUGGCUAACCAGACGCCAGUUAGGUUAGAUCUUCUCCUUUCUUUAGCACCACCGCCUCCACAACUAGAAAGUGAUAAGCUAGUAGUAACAGAAGAUGUUGCCGAAGAUGCUGCUAAAAAUGAAGCCACAGCACCUACUAGAUCCCAGUCAGUUGGAAGUUUAAUGGAACUUUCACAUCCUGCAGAAAGAAGAAUUAAAGAGUUAUUACUAGAAGAAAAAUCUCCUAAGAGAAAGUUAGAAUCUACAGUUAGUACAGAUCGCGCUAACAUUGAUAAAGGACUUAAGAGAAAAGAUAAAAUAAUAAAGGAAAAUACAGUAGCUGAUAUUACUGUGCAUGGAGGUAUACAUGAAGUAGCUGAUAUGGACGAUGAAGAUAUGACCGAGGCUCUACCUCUAAACAAAUCAUUAACUCAAACUCUAUCCCGGGAUAUUAUGGAGGUAGACCCGACUGAAGAUCUUUCUCUGGAAGGUGCGGCAUGUUCAGAAUUAAUAGAGGAAGCCAAUAGAAAAGCAAUGAAAGAACCAACAAGAUUGAAAAGAAAUUUAACUACUACCUUAAGUUUUAAAUUAGAAGAUAUUAAUGAAACUCCUAGUCAAGAAAAUAUUGUAAAUAAUGUGAAUAAAGAAAAUGAAAAGCUAGAAGAAAAAGUAUCAUCAGAAAUAAUAAAACCGGUUGAGGAUAAAAAUGAGGAGAAAUCGGAAACCAAACCAACAAAGAAAAAAAUUGUUAAAAAGAAGGUUUUAACAGAUAAGAAUGAAAAUAACGAAGAAAAAGAACAAAUACAAUCAUCUAUUCAGCCAAAGGAAAUUACUGAAAGAGAACCAAAAUCAGAAGUACCUGUAAGCAAAGAAAAUAAUGAAGAACCUUCAGAAACACCUACUAAACCUGUAGAAAGGCGGAGGUCUAGAAUAUUUGAAGCUGCUGAAAAAUUCCAGAAUAUGAUGAGUCCAACCGAAACCCACAAAGCUCCUAUUGAAAAGCCAAAGAAAAUCAUAAUUCCAGGUGUGAGUGUGGAUGGUUUCAAAAAAGAAUUUGAACGAAAAGCCAGUUUAACCUCAUCCUCUGUUCCAAAACUGAAGAAUGAUCCUUCCAAAAAGUCCUUCGGCAUAGACAAACAGAAAUCUGUUGAAUCUUCACCUCAACCCAUUGAAACUUCGUCUGCAACAGAAAAGACGGUUGAUGAGAAACAAGAAAAAAUCGAAUCAGAAGUUGAAAAUAAGGAUACUACAGAAACUGUGAUUGUAGAUGAAAGGAAAGAAAAAGUACGAAAUGCUGUGAGUAUAAUAUCAAGUGCCUUAGAUAAAGAAGGAGCAAGAAAAUCUAAAUCGAGACCAUGCAUGGUGAGGAAACCUCCGGUACCAUUUGGUGUGAGUGGAAGAUCGGCCUCAGGAAAUAUUGGUACAAUAUCAAGUAAUCUUAUGGCUCCUGUUGGUCCUAAACCAUUUGUUAGACCUCAAUUCGAUAAGGUGGAACCUCGCCAAGUACAAGAGGCACCACACGAAGUUCAGGACGAGAAGGUAUCUUCCGCUGAAAUCACUUUGAAAUCAGCCACUCUACCUCGACGUAAAACAACGAAAGCUGAGAUUCAGUUGAACUACCCCUCAUCUAAACCUGCCACAAUGGAAUUCAAGACUGAAAUGGCUCACCCUGUAGAGGCUCCACCGAAAUAUUCCACGCAACGAAGCGAAGUCAUCGUACCGAUUACUGGACGACCUACCGUUAAUUUUAGAGCAUCAUCUUUGGAGCCAGAAAGUGUAACCAAAGCAAGAGAAAGAAUCAUACCGAUUGCCUUUGAGAGAAUCGAUCAUAAUCAAGAUUCGAAGAGUCAACAGUCUCCACCUGUCAAACCUUCCGUUCCUAAACCUUUUCAAACGCAAAGAUCAACUUUCUCUCAGAGAUCAUCUAGUUUGUCCCGACAAUCUACGCAAGACUCCGAUACCGAAACUAUCACCUCAGGGGAACCUAUCAAGAAAUCUGCUAGGGAGUAUAUUAUUCCAAUUGCAAUCGAAGGUGGAGGUUAUGUUACUCCCAGGGCAGGUAGCUUGGAACCUAGCGAAUCAACAAAUAAUGCAUCUACUAGGAUGAAGAGUACUUUUGUGAAACCUAGGAGGUUUAACUCCAGACUGAGUGAUAGAGACUCUGAAGACGAAUCACCCUUCACCAAUCUUCAUCGACAUAGUUCGUUUGGCAAAGACAGUGAUACUGAAGAUUCUAGAAGAGAUGCUUUCCAUAUGCAUAGACUACGGAGUACAAGGCCUAAAAAAGCUAGUAUUGAACAUGCUGAUUCCAUUAGUUCAGGAGAAGAUGACGAUGACGAUGGCUUUGAUAAUUUGACAGCUGAAAAUUUGUUCUCGACAUUGCUUUCGAGGGUAAGAGAUUUGACACAGAGGCUCAAUGUAGAAGAUGGAGGCAGACCAGGUUUUCCAAGUAGCAGGUUAUUGAGUCACUUUGAUCAUGGUACGAAUUUUUGGAAUAUGCACAAUAGAAUGGACCCCUUUUCAAGGCAUGGUACUUUAGGAAGAAGCUUAGGUCGUGAAAGGUCAACAGAACGUUCUUACAACACACCCUGGCGUAGAAGUGUUAGUAGGGAUUUAGCUUCUGACAUUGAUACAGUAAUGGGCGAUAGGGAUGUACCACGUGGAGAUAAGAACACGAAGAAAGAAAAUCUCAAUUUAGCGGAUUUGGAUCUCAAAAAACUUAACCUUUCCGAGGAAGAAUCUAUGGCUUUAUCUUAUCUAACCCCUGCACUAACCAGAAGAAUGCAGAAGCAAUUGCUAGCUCAGCUUGCCCCCUCGGAAGUUAGGAAAUUACAUCGCACACUAUCUUCUAGAAAUUCGUCUGAUAACAAUCCCUACGAACCACGUAGAAAUGCCAACAGUAUGCUUAAUCGUAGAUCUGUAGACCGCUUAUCAUCUACCUUACCAAGGAAAUAUUCCAACGACAACUCUGGAACAAAAGCGGUCUCCGGUUUAGAUGAAAAGAUUUUGAUAGAUUCUGAUAGAAACAAGGAAUUUGAUGUGGACAAAGUGAAAUCCUUCUUACCCAUUAAAUCCUAUAUGAGAAAUGAUAGGAAGUCUCCGUUUAGAGACAAUCAAACAAAUGAAAACGAUAGUACAGUUCUUGGACUAAAAACAACAAGAUCAACACCUAAUCGUGAGACCAGACCUUAUUUCAGGACUAGAACAGAUGCGAACGUCAUAUAUAGUCCAGAUUCAAGCUUAUCAGAGAGCCUUUCUUCAUGUGCGAGGGACCCUGAAAGUGAGCUAAGUUCAAGAGGUUUAUCUACUGAUAGCUACUCAUCUAUAUACCGUCCAUCUUCGUCAUCAAGAACAGAUGAUAUUGGUUCUCGAUAUUCUAGACCUAAUAAAUCUUAUGAAAGUACUCAAACUGUUACCAAUUCUAGUAGUUCUUCCAAGACUGAUAUUAAAAAACCGUCCUCUACUAAACGCAUUUCUAGAUUCUUAAGACCAGACUUCUUCGAUCCACCAAAAGAUGAUAAUAUUGUUGUUAAGGAGAAAAAAGAGAGGGAGAUUGAAACACAGAAAGUUCUGAAAGAAAUAAGAGACAAGAGAAAGGAAAGACUUGGCGUUAGAAAACGAUCGCCGACAAAAGAAAAAAGUUUAGAUUCCGAUUAUUCCAAUUGUGAAAAUUCUCUAAGUACUACCAGCAGCUUUAAAGAAACAGAAUCAAGUUCAACGCAUAUUCCUGAAUAUGGAAAAGUGAAAAAUGAAGUCAAAUUUGUAGAUAAUAAAAUAUUAGAAAAAAAUACUAAGGUACCCGAUUAUGCAAAUGUUCCAACAAACACACCUGAUGCAGGAAAGAAAACUAGGAUAUCUCGAAUUGCUCGACCUAAAAGCUAUCCAGCUGAGUCUACGAUAAAGCCAGUUUCAAGAAUUCCUGAAAAAGCAAAAAUUUCGCCAGAAAAAGAAUCGAAAUUGAGUAAAUUUAGAAAAGGCUUUGUAAAGAAGGAAUCAAAGGAAAAGAGCAAAGAAGAUAAGAAUGAAACUAAUAAAAAUAUAAAUGAAGAAGAAAAAGUACACAAAAAUAAAUUACUUCAUUCGAUAGAGAAAAAAUUAGAAAAAUUCCGAUCUUCACCAGAUAAAAUGAAGGAGAACUCUGCUGUUGAAAAUACCAUAAGAAAAUUAAGAGAGCAAAGCUUACCAAAAAAUUUAGAACAUUGUACUGAGUCUGGUCUGAUAAAAAGGGCAGUGUCAGUCGAAGAUCUUUCAAAUGUGCAACGUGAUAAACCAUUACAAGCUUCGAAAAAAUCUGUCACUAAAAUUUUAGGUCUGUUUAAAAAAUACGAAGAAUCUGAAAAUAAAAAAAAUGAGAAAAUCGUGAAAAAGAAAAAGGUUAAAACCAAAACUGAAUCUAAAUCUAAAACUUCGUCAAAUUCCCUUGAAAUUAAUAAUGAUAUAAAAACUAAUAUUGAUGAAAAAGCUAAAAAAGCACAAAAGGAAGAAAUUACCGUUGAUAUCCCUAAGCCUACUACAUCUGAAUCGGUGGAUGAAGUUCAAGAGUCUGGAAAAACUAGAUGUGUUGAUGAAGUUAAAGUUACAACUAGAGAACUCAAGCCAAGGCAAUCGAAAUUGCCGGUAACUUCAUUCAGAAGAAGUUUGAAUCUGGAUAAUGUAGGACAAGAUUCAUCAAAGCCUGCUAUAGAAAGUGAAAUAGGAAGAGAGAAAAAAGACAAUGAUAAACCGGAUAAAGAAAGUCUGAGGUUAGAUUUUUCCAAGAUUAGAGGAAGUAAAACAGAACCUGGGAUAUCGGAACACAUGCCUUCAACUAGUUACGAAUAUAGUAGAGGAGUAGAGCAUAAGAGAAAUUCAUUUGGUACUGCACAUAGUUCUCAUUAUCUCUCACCUUCAGACGAUAUGAGCUGUGAUUCUUGGUCAAUUUGCUCCGAUGCCCAUUCACCUUUAUCACCUAAUGGUCAGAUCUAUUCGGGUGAUGAAAGUGAAUCCGUGAUUGAUAGAAUUAGACGAAAAAGUUUUUAUACAAGAUUUAACGAAAAGAAAAAGCCGCAUACUAAAAGUUUCAUCAAAAGUUACAGAGAUUUAGACUUGUACAAAGAUUUAGGACUGAGGGCACCUAAUAACUAUGGAUCUUUAGAUCGCAAAUCAUAUAAUUACGAUAAGUUUGAUCGUAUUUCUAAUCAUAACCAUUCAACCACCCAAAUAAAGAAAGAAUAUAGACCUUACAAUAGAAGUGCUUCAGUUUUGAAUGAUUAUGUCAACGUAGUGGGUCAAUACCAACCGUAUAAUUCGAAAUUGAACUAUACAUCAAGUUUAUAUUCGGAUUCUGAAAGUACUUUGGAUGAAGACAAUUCAGCUGCAAAAUUGAGGAACAGUUCUCUGUUGAAGCCAUCAACAUUUCACAGAUUGGCAUCCAAGUCUCCCAGCAGUGAGAGAAUACACAUUGAGACAUCCACAUCUUCUGUAGUUCCUCCUUCAACUAACUUCACCAGACUACAUUGAUGCUGAUCAUUGGAUAAAGUUUGUUGACUAUGAGCAAUUAUCAAAAGUAUAUUUUUUCAUUUAUCACCAUUAUUUUGAUUUAUUUCCUCUAUUUAUCUUUUUUUCACAAACUCAUCCUUUGAGUUUCAGAAUUCUAUGUAGUGCCAAAUGUAUAAUAUUCAAUGAAUGUUUGAUAUAUGACAGUUAAACUUAUUUUUUUAGUAAAUAUUUAUUUACAAUUAUAGAAAGGAUUCAUUCAUGUCUUGAUGUUUUUCAUUGACUUUCAUUUUGUUCCUACAUAUUCCUCCUUUGAAGUAAACAUCGAGAAACUAUGUUUAAAAUGUAAUUAAUCCAAAUGUACACUGCUGCUCUUGAAAAGUUAUGUUUAAUCACUGCCAUCUUUAGUAUUUGCUUGAUUUUCGUUCAGAAAAAGCUAUAUUUGAAUUAACAUAAAAUUAUUUAGGUUUUGUAAUUAUUUAUUUCAAACAGUAUGUAUACAUUCUUAAUUGGAAUUUCAUUUUUCAAAUUGAAAUACUCCUUGGCAGCAUAUUAUUUAAUCCACUAUAUUUUCUUCGUGGGUGCCCUUACUGUACUUCAUCCCAAAGAAGUUAAUGAGAAAUAAAAAGAUUUCUUUUAUCUGUGAAUAUUUAUCCUCAGUUGAAUACAUUGAACUGUGCGAUGUUUUACAUUUUAGUUACACUUAUACUCAUCUAAAUUGAGAUUUUUUCAAAUUAUUUCAUAAAUAGUUAUUAAAUAUUUAUGCUUUAUUUAUACAGAGUGUCCCUUUUCUGUUAUUGAAGUGUAUGUAAAUGUUGUUUGCUUUUUUUAAUCUAAAAAAUUUAUUUAUUAAGUUUAUCUUGUUUGCAGUUUUAGUUAUUUAUUUCAAGUACUUAUUUAUGGAUAAUUUUUGGAUUGAAUACAAAAUAUGAUGCGAAAAUUAAUACCUUCACAUUAAAAUACUGUUAAAUAUUUGAUAUUUUAAUAAUCAGUUGAACUUGAAGAUCUUCUCACAAUGACACCUCCUUACUCCUGUUAGUUUUUUGUAGAGAACGAUUUAAGUUGAGUUUGUGUGAAUUGUUAGAAUCCUGUAUGUUGAAUUUGAGAUUUUAUAGAAAAUAAAAGAUAUAUUUUAA
Molecule: messenger RNA, 7856 nt
Organism: Harmonia axyridis
Lineage: Eukaryota; Metazoa; Arthropoda; Insecta; Coleoptera; Coccinellidae
Gene: Nuak1
Exons: 15
Coding region: 370-6744 (2124 amino acids)
Biological process (GO): intracellular signal transduction; microtubule cytoskeleton organization; protein phosphorylation
Cellular component (GO): cytoplasm
Molecular function (GO): protein serine/threonine kinase activity; tau-protein kinase activity; ATP binding
Source: RefSeq, a predicted model, not a curated record